CGCUGGAGAAGAUUUAAGUAGGAGGCAGCGUCUCUUCAAUAACAUCCAAGCUCUUUGUAACCCACCUCCGGACCCAAAGUGCUGGCGACGGCGAUGCCGCCAGCAGCCAACAUGGCUGAAGCACCGCUUCCGGCACCGCCCCGUGCCAAGAUGGUGGCGUUUCCGGUCCCUGGUCAGCCCGCAGAGAAGAUGGCGGAGAAGAGGCGGCCCACGGCGCCGGUGGCGGGAGCUUCGGAAGCUCGGCGGGCGAGUCCGGCACGCGGCCUGGCUACUGAAAGCGAGGAGGAGUUUCUGCGGCAGGCCGGGGUGACGGCCAUGCUCCGCGCGGCGCUGCUCAAGGUGCUGGAGGCGCGGCCCGACGAGCCGCUCCCCUUCCUGGCGCACUACUUCGACAACCUGGGCUUGCGCUCGCCAGCCAACGGCGGCGCUGGAGAGCCCCCGGGCCUGCUUCUCCUGCAGCAGCAGCGCAUCGGCCGCGCCUUGUGGCACCUGCGCCUGGCUCACCACUCCCAGAGGACCGCCUUCAACAACAACGUCAGUGUGGCCUACGAGUGCCUGAGCGCUAGUGGCCGGAAGAAGAGGCCAGGCCUCGACGGGCGCACCUACAGUGAGCUGCUGAAACGCAUCUGCAGAGACGGGGAGGCCCCCGAGGAAAUCGUGUCCCCCCUCCUGCGGAAGAUCCAGUGCCGGGACCAUGAAGCCGUCCCCUUUGACAUCUUCCGCUAUGGCAUGCUCACCUGUUUUGUGCUGUUGGAGUUUGUGGCCCGGGCAGAUGCCCUCUACGAGGUCCUGGAUGACUCAGGCCAGGCUGACCGCCGGGUGUGCCAGGCGGUGCUGGACACCCUGGAGGGGGCCCUCUUGGCUGGCGAUUUUGAAGCCCCUAGCCGAUACCUCGAAGCCGGCUCUCAGCUAGGCCCCGACUGCCUCGCCCUGGCCAUGGACCGGGCCCUGCUGGCCCGCAAGCCCAGCUCGGCCAUGUUGAGGGACGAGUUCCUGGAGAAAGCUGCUAGCUUGUUUAUUGCCAAGGUCAGGCCUGUGGGCUAACCCCAAAGCUGCCAAACCUUUCAGGGAUCAGGCUGGCCCACGAUAUGUGUUGGGAUAGUGGAGAUCGAAGGGCAAGGCUGCCCCACCCUUCCUCUUGGCCCCGGACUCCACUCUGCCCUCAGAUACCUCAUUCCUUUCCCUGACCCCUUGCUGGGAAAGGCCCUCUGGCUGGCGUGGGAAUCCCUAGGAGGAAGGGAUAGGGCCUGGGCUGCCGGCAGCUCAGAUGGCUCAGGUUCUCCCAAAAGGAAAGUGCCCUGGCGUGUUGGGAAUGUCAGGGAACCUGACGAACUAAAGACCAGCCCUUUCUCAUCCUGAGCUUCUUCACCUCACUGCUCCUUGGCUUCCAGUCCUGGGGAGAUCAGCACCCUGUCUCUAGCCCCUGAAAAGCCUCUGCCCCAGGUGAGAAUCAGAAUCCAGGUGGUUUCCCACAGGGGAGAGGGGUCAGGUCCUGAGAUCAUUUUCUGGGCCGAAUUUGGGAGCCCGUAGCUCCAUCUAGCUCGGCACUGAGGCCAGAUUCUGCCCAGCUGUCCACCCGUGGCUUUCCCCUGCCUGCCACUGGCACCCUCUCUGCUCCUUGGGCUGGGGCUCCCACACGUCCCGAGCUUCCAUCUUCGCUCUAAGUAAUAAAUUCUUUAUAACCUCUGUC
This is a messenger RNA of Phascolarctos cinereus (koala), 1690 nucleotides long. It is a transcript of the gene TPGS1, whose product is annotated as tubulin polyglutamylase complex subunit 1. The record is from RefSeq and is a predicted model, not a curated record. Gene Ontology annotation, biological process: protein polyglutamylation. Gene Ontology annotation, molecular function: microtubule binding. NCBI's taxonomy places the organism in Eukaryota, Metazoa, Chordata, Mammalia, Diprotodontia, Phascolarctidae.